AUGGGAGACGCUCAGUCUGCGCCGGAGGGAGGCAGCGACGCAGCGGAGGAGGACGGAAAGGUGCACGAGCAGUUCGAGGAGGGCCAGUCUCUCAAAAACAAAGACCCGAUCUUUGAGGUCAAUGUAGAAGCAGACAGCUUCAAACCAGAAGUCACAGGUCACCGGGAGGAGGAGAUCGAUGCAGAGGAUGUGCCCAACGAUACUGACAAAGAGGAGCCAAACAGACCAGAAGACGUUGAGGAUGCCACGAAGGAAACCACGCGUGAGAACGCCGAACAGUACAACGACGCAAACGUAGCGCAGGAGACGUACGAUAACGAUUCAACCACGUGUCCGACCGUGACGGACAUGACAUCCGAGGAGGUUCUCGAAAAUGCAGAAGAGAAAGCGACAGAAACCGAAGCAGAGAUUGAAGAGGAAACAGUUAAUGAGCAAAACAAGGUGCGCCUUCAAAAAGUCAUUCAACAUGUAAAGGAACACUUACCAGAGGCAGGAGCUGAAUCUCUGGCCGUCAACUUGGGACAAGAAGGUAUUGUUCAGCCAGAUGUUGCGACACAAGAGAGCGAGAUGAUCCACACAAGUGAGGUGGAGGAUCAGAAAGAGCCGGCUGAAGGUGAUGCAUCGGUCCUGGAAAGACGAGACGAAAUGUCUCCGGUAUUCGGGGACAUUGCGGCAACCGGAAAGCAAGCGACCGAGGAUCUCAUGCACGAGAGUGAUACUACACCACAUUCAGGCAUCACUAUCCACGAUGGAAAAGACAACGCUAUCGAACCUCUGAUUGUACCGCCUGCUAACGCUGGAUUAGUAGAACCCCAAAACACCGGAGUCCUCUUGUCGACUGAUAACACAGAGUCCCCUUCGAGUCUUUCCAUUGAAUUCAAACUCAACAUACAGUUGGGGCGAGCAGAUGAAGCAGCUACCCCACCGCCAACGACAGAGAGGUCUGAACCGGCGGCGAAGACGGACGUGCCUGAGGUCGCCGUUCAGGCCACGGCGAGCACGGAGCGAGCGGCCGACUCAGAUUCAACGGAGAGAGCCGUGAUUACAACUCCACCCGUACUGCUGGAUAUCUGCAUUCAGGCGACGGGACCACAAUUCAAAGCGGGAGAGAGAGUGACGACCUCCAGGGACCGGGCAACGGAAACAACGCAAAUGGAGAAAGGCAACCGAGACACUCAAAAAGAAGAGGAGCCCGCCAAGCCAAAAGAGGACCAGGAUGUGUGGAUGGAUGCGGAGGAAGAAGUCGACGCUCAAGAGAAACGUCCCGGACUUCGGUCGGAGAGCGAGCGAGAGGGAACGGAGGCGGGACUCGAACAGGAAGUGGAAGUGGCUCCCGGUUCCGAGGAAGAAGAAAGGCAACGGGAAAUGCCCAAAACAGUAAAAAGACGUGAGACUGACAGUGAAGGUGAAGAUUUUGACAUCGCACUCAAGCAUCCUGAUACUGCGAGUGUCGCAACGAUGGAGAGAAAUUAAUUCAGCUCAACUUCAGAGUCACUCACCGGUUGGACAAUCAAAAUGGAAAUCAAUCAAGUCUGUAAGAGGUUUUCAAAAAUCCAUUAAAGUGGUAGAAGAACAUUACAGGAAACUUUUAUUAGACAUUAUGUUCUACUUAUUAUUAUUAUCAUCAUAAUAAGUGUGAUUAAUGAGAGAAAUCUAUGCAGUGUGAUGAAAGAGGUUUGACAAUUAACAUUAUUUAAUGACAUUGUUCAAUAAUUCUCAUGAGUUGUUUCUAUAUAGUGGACUUUUCCAAUCAUGUCAUGUCUUUUCAAAUAUAAAUAAUGUUUUAGCAAAGAUCUCUCGAUCUAUUUUUAGAUUAAUAUGUAUGGCUAAUAGAGUAUGAGACAGAUUUUUUGUUAGCAUUUAUGUAAGUAUUAAGAAAUAUACAUUAAUGUUUAUGACUAUCCACUGUAUCACAUCUGUGGUUAUAAAGUGUUCUGUCAUUCUG
Molecule: messenger RNA, 1945 nt
Organism: Pseudoliparis swirei
Lineage: Eukaryota; Metazoa; Chordata; Actinopteri; Perciformes; Liparidae
Exons: 5
Coding region: 1-1473 (490 amino acids)
Source: RefSeq, a predicted model, not a curated record